AUGGGACUGCCAAUAAGAGUAACUCAGUGGAUAAGUCAAAGUGUGCAGAAAUCCCACUUCUCGAAUAUCCCAGCAAACAUGAAUCUUUUAACAGCUUCAACGAAGAGGCAUAAAGUGACAGUUAUAGGCUCAGGCAACUGGGGCUCAACAAUUGCCAAAAUAGUCGCAGAAAAUACCAAAGAGCAUCCUGAUCUUUUCCAUGAAGAGGUUCAUAUGUGGGUGUAUGAAGAAGACUUGAUACUUCCAAGAGAUUCUAAAUACUUCGCGGCAAGCAACGAUCAACCUCAGAAGCUAACGCACAUCAUCAAUACCUACCAUGAAAACAUCAAAUAUCUUCCAGGUAUUACCCUUCCGACAAACGUUAUUGCAAACUCGUCUUUGGUAGAUGCAGCAAAAGAUGCCUCAAUCCUUAUUUUUAAUCUUCCCCAUCAAUUUAUCGGACGUAUCACGAAACAGCUGGAAGGCCAUAUUCUACCGUACGCUCGCGGGAUUUCCUGCAUCAAAGGUGUAGAUGUAACCGAGUCAGAGAUCAGAUUGUUUUCUGAAUCGAUUGGAGAAGGACUAGGAAUAUAUUGUGGUGCGUUAUCCGGAGCCAACAUCGCCAAUGAAAUUGCGCAGGAGAAAUGGUGCGAGACGACGGUAGCCUACGAUCCCCCGACUAUCGACUCCCAAGUCACUACGCCCACAACCUCUACGCCUGCCUGCUCCUUUUUGAAUGGUUCCGCAAUAGCGACACAUCGGGACGUACGGGGUCGGGCAAGCAAAGUACAUUUGAGACCUCUUCCGCCAAAUUACCCACCGCUCGAUCAUGGAAUUUUUAAAACUCUCUUUCAUAGACCAUAUUUUCACGUUAAUAUAGUUUCAGACGUAGCUGGUGUCUCCCUAGGUGGAGCACUAAAAAAUAUAGUGGCCCUUGCCGCCGGGUUUGUCGAUGGAAAGGGAUGGGGAGAUAAUGCAAAAGCUGCGGUAAUGCGAGUAGGUUUGUUGGAGAUGGUUAGAUUUGGAAAAGAAUUUUUUGGUGAGACUGUACAUACGCGCACGUUUACAGAGGAAAGUUGUGGAGUUGCGGACCUGAUAACUAGCUGUUCGGGUGGCCGAAAUUUCAGAUGCGCUAAGCUAUCAAUCGAGCGUAACUUGAGUGUGACAGAGGUUGAACAGAAAGAGUUGAACGGCCAAAAACUGCAAGGAACUUCUACAGCAAAAGAGGUCAAUGUGUUCUUGAAAGUGAAGGGGAGAGAAGAGGGCUACCCGCUGUUUAAAGCUGUUCUUGAUAUAUUAGAAGGCCGCAAGACGGUUGAUGAUAUACCACAACUCCUAUCAAGAACAUCAAUUACUUGA
Blumeria graminis f. sp. triticale is the source of this 1338-nucleotide messenger RNA. The record is from the annotation of a GenBank genome assembly. Lineage: Eukaryota; Fungi; Ascomycota; Leotiomycetes; Helotiales; Erysiphaceae.